Molecule: messenger RNA, 2038 nt
Organism: Aspergillus japonicus CBS 114.51
Lineage: Eukaryota; Fungi; Ascomycota; Eurotiomycetes; Eurotiales; Aspergillaceae
Product: Zn(II)2Cys6 transcription factor
Exons: 3
Coding region: 58-1956 (632 amino acids)
Biological process (GO): regulation of DNA-templated transcription
Molecular function (GO): DNA-binding transcription factor activity, RNA polymerase II-specific; zinc ion binding
Source: RefSeq, a predicted model, not a curated record
UGUGCUUCGACGCCAAUAGACACCCAUCAUGCAUACUCCAUGUCAGAUCUGUAGGUCAUGGAGACUCUUCAGGCACGUGGCAUGGGCCGAUCAGGUCCCCGCCGCCGCACGGGGUGUCUGACGUGCCGGUCGCGCAAGGUGCGGUGCGAUGAGGUCAAACCGACAUGUGCGAACUGCACUCGUCUGCGUCUCCAAUGUACCUACAAGACCAUCGUCCCGGGCCGUGUCCCCUAUCGAAAUGGCUCUGCAGCUUCCGCACCCGUGGCCGCUGGAACACCACCCUCUGACCGUCCCGACGUGAACUUCUUCCACACCGUCCUCUGUGAAGACGGACUUCCAGCCCCGUCACCACUGCGGCAGCCAGCCUCUGCCCAUCCACCUACCGAGUCAGCUGCCGACUAUGCCUCCUCGUUCGACAUCCUCGGUCUCAUCGGGGAGUUUACCUCUGACUUUCAGCAGAAGCACCUCGAUCUAACCACGAAUGGGCUCACUGGCUUGUCGGCGGGAUCUGGGCUGGCCAGUGUCGUUACCACUACAGAUGCCACCAGCUACAAUGCACAAUCGAUGAACUGGGCUGCUAGCGCGGACAUCAGCUCGACUCCUGGCAGUCUGGGCGAUUGUCCUUCGGGAGAGACAGAUGCCCCCGACCGGGAACAGACGCCGCACGAAGCGGAGCUGUUCACGCAUUUCGAGACCAGCGAUCCGCCGCCUACAAUCUUUGGCCCCGUCGACCUGGACUGGACGUAUGUGCGGGCACGAAUCGUGCGUCAGUCGCGAGAAUGUCGAGCUGUCUUACUUGGUAUCUACUGUUACUCGGAGGUACAUCAGACGUGGCUUGAGGGGACGGCGUGGGACCGCAAGUCAAGGUAUCAUCAGCUAGCGUGGUCGGAAGUGCAGUCAUGUCUAGUCGGGAAGGUGUCAGAGCCGGUGCUAAGGCACGUUUUUGUAACGGUGCUGCUAUUGAUGUUGGCUGAGCUUCUGUCGAGUCCAGAUCUGGGGGAAACGGGCACGUCCUUUCUCCACUCGGCCUAUCUACUACUACAACGCUUUCAUGGCCGAACCUGGUCCUGGAAGGGCGUGAGCCGCCUGACCAGUUCCUGGGUCUUGCUGUUAGACGUCAAGGCAUUGAUAGCCGGGCGUGAGGGCGAUCCGCUUGUUGGCCUGGGGAGCCUUACACUAGCAGGAAGAGCUACUGAAGACCUACCGCUUGAGGAAAGCGAUACUGCAAAGUAUGAGGAUGAGGAAAGCCCCGAGCCUGGGUUCCUCAUCCGUGAAGCGGUCACCGGCCCGGCCUUUCAGUUCCAUCUGCAGACGCAACAGAUCCUCCGGCGGAUUGUGUGCAUAGACCUACACCACCGGAAUCGCGGCACUGUUAGCGACGAGUUCGAGGUUCUCCAGCUCGCGCAUCAGAUCAGCGCCGACCUGGAAACGCUCUGGAACCGACGUCCACGCGUGCUCGACAUCCACAGCACCCCGGAGCUGCUCCACGAUACUCUACAGCCUGCGGUUGCGCGGGAAACAUGCCGGACUUUCAGGCAGUACAUUGCCAAUUUCCUGGCGAUCUUCAUCUACUUGCACCGCGUCGCAUUCGCCAUCUAUCCGCGGACGGACCGAGUGCAUCGAGCCGUGGAGGGCAUCCUUCAUAUGGCAGCAAUCGACACACAGUCCCCAGCAGGAGAGCAGCGACAUCUGCCUGCGAGUUUUGUGUGGCCGUUGUUCGUGGCUGGCUUAGAGGCAUCCUUGGAGCAGCGGCAAUGGAUCCUGUCGCAUAUGAAGCAGAUGAGCCUGCGAGGUGAGAAUGGUGAGGACCAAUCCCGACCCGCACGACACCCGCAUGCAGAAAAUGUGUAUCUCCUGCUGCAGGAGAUGACUAGACGGCAGGAUGCAUCGCGAACGUGGGCGGAUUCACGCUGUGUGCGACGGGAAUUGUUUACUGAUUCCUUCGUGAUGAUCUGAUUGAUAGCCGAUCAUGAUCGGCGCCCCGACCGCUGCAUGCAACACGUAAGCGCCGGUACGUCAUCUGACUCGCAAUCUCCGC